Molecule: messenger RNA, 7291 nt
Organism: Marmota monax (woodchuck)
Lineage: Eukaryota; Metazoa; Chordata; Mammalia; Rodentia; Sciuridae
Gene: Kif27
Product: kinesin family member 27
Exons: 17
Coding region: 2090-6286 (1398 amino acids)
Biological process (GO): microtubule-based movement; mitotic spindle organization
Molecular function (GO): microtubule motor activity; microtubule binding; ATP binding
Source: RefSeq, a predicted model, not a curated record
CUUAUACAGAGGAUAUUCAUUAUUUGUUGAAAAAACUGUUCUUUCCCCAUUGAAUUAUCUUAGCACCCCUAUUGAAAAUCAGUUUUUGUAAACAAGCCGUUUUAUUUAUUUAUUUAUUUUUAAAAAUAUCUUUAUUUUUUUUAAUUUAUUUAUAUGUGGUGCUGAGGAUCGAACCCCGUGCCUCACAAGUGCGAGGCAGGCGCUCUGCCUCUGAGCCCCAGCCACAGCCCCAGUGGGUUUAUUUUUGGAUUCUUAGUUCAGUUGUGUUGAUCUAUAUGUCCUAUGCCAGUACCACAUUGUUUUGUUUUUUUUAUACCUUUAUUUUAUUUAUUUAUUUUUAUGUGAUGCUGAGGAUUGAACCCCAGUGCCUUCACACCCAGUGCUGGCAAGUGCUCUACCACAGAGCCACAACCCCAGCCCACCACAUUGUUUUGAUUAUUGUUGCUUGGUUUUGAAAUUAAGGAAGUGUGAGUUCUACUUUAUUGUACUUUUUCAAGAUUGUUUUAGCUACUCUGUGUCUGAUGAGUUUCUAUAAAUUUCAGGAUUAGUUUGUCAAUUUCUUCAAAGAAGUCAGCUGGCAUUUUGAUUAAAUUGAUAUGGGGAAUGUUGACAUCUUAACACUAUUAAGCCUUCCAGUCCAUAAACAUAGGACUUUUGUCAUUUGUUUAGAUCUUCUUUUAUAUUCUUUUAGCAAUACUUUGUAGUUUUCAGGUAUAUAUUUUACAUAUCUGUUAUUAAGUUUAUUCCUAAGUAUUUUGUUCUUUUUGAUGCUAAUUAUGAAUAAAAUUGUUUUCUUAAUUUUCAGGAUGUUUAUUGUCAAGUUUAGUUGCCAAUUUAUUUAUUUAUUUAUUUAUUUAUUUUUUAGCAGGGAUUGAGCCCAGGAACCCUUAACCACUGACCCCUAUCUCCAGUCCUUUUUAUUUUUUAUUUUGAGAUAGGGUCUCAUUAAGUUGCUCAGGACCUUGCUAAGUUUCUGAGGCAGGUUUUGAACUUGUGAUCCCGCUCAGCCUCCUAAGUUUCUGAGAUUAUAGGCAUGUGCCACCGUUCCUGGCAUCAGUUCAAUUUUAUUGUGUGUGAUAAUGGGGAUUGAACCCAGGGAUGCUAUAUUCCUUAGCUAUGUCCACAGCCCUUUCUAAUUUUUAUUUUGAGACGCAGGGUCUCACUAAAUUGCCCUGGCUGGCCCUGAACUUGAGAUCCUUCAGCCUCAGCCUCCUGAGUAGCUUGAAAUAAAAACACUAGUUUAAAAUUUUUAAUUUUUAAAUAAGAAUUUUUAAAAAUUUGUUUUACUUGUUGAUGGAUCUUUAUAUGUGGUACUGAGAUUUGAACCCAGUGCCUCAUACAUGCUAGGCAAGCAUUUUGUCACUGAGCUACAGCCCCAGCUCUUAAAUAGGAAUUCUUUUUUUUUUUUUUUUUAAUAUUUAUUUCUUUUAGUUUUCGGCGGACACAACAUCUUUGUUUGUAUGUGGUGCUGAGGAUCGACCCGGGCCGAACGCAUGCCAGGGGAGCACACUACCGCUUGAGCCACAUCCCCAGCCCAUUAAAUAGGAAUUCUUGAAACUGUUUUCAUGGAUUUACUUCUGAUAUUUCUGGAAAAGAGGAGAUACUAUUUUUAUAGCUAGCUACAAAAUCUAAUACAAAUGUUUGCUUUUCUCAUGUGUAUUUUUACAUAUUAUUUUUCUUUUCUAACUCUGACUAUUCAAUAUUUAGAUUAAUGAACAGGGAAACAUUACCAUUAUAGAAAUAAAGGCACAGUGGAAUUCCAUUUACCUAAUGGUUAGUUUCAUAAUUUAUCAACUUAUGGCCUCUGCCUGCUUGAAUAUUUUGAAGCAAAUUCAGGCAUCAUAUAAUUUUAUCAGUAAAUUAAUGAUGUACUUUCCAAGACACAUUUACUAUCUGUAACUAUUUUCAACUAAAAAAGAAUCUGCUUUAAUUGACUUUAAAUUGUGGGUAGUUUUAUUAAGGUAAGCAGAGUCAAUAACUUGUCUUUUGUUUUGAUACACAGGAGUCCAGAUCUCAUGUAAAAUGGGUGUUUCUCACACUAGAUACUGAACUUUAAGUAAAUAACCUAUUUAGUAAAAUCUAAGCUGCCAUGGAAGAAAUACCAGUAAAAGUUGCUGUAAGAAUUAGACCUCUACUUUGCAAAGAAGUUCUUCAUAAUCAUCAAGUUUGUGUGAGAGUUAUUCCAAAUACCCAGCAAAUUAUCAUUGGGAGAGAUAGAGUCUUUACUUUUGAUUUUGUUUUUGGCAAAAAUUCCACUCAAGAUGAAGUUUAUAAUACUUGUAUAAAGCCCCUAGUAUUAUCACUUAUUGAGGGGUAUAAUGCAACGGUUUUUGCCUAUGGACAAACUGGAUCUGGGAAGACAUACACCAUUGGAGGAGGCCAUGUUGCUUCAGUUGUGGAGGGUCAAAAGGGUAUCAUUCCUCGUGCUAUUGAAGAAAUAUUUCAAAGCAUCUCGGAAAAUCCUAGCAUUAACUUUGUUAUAAAAGUAUCCUACAUAGAAGUAUACAAGGAAGACCUAAGAGAUCUUCUGGAAUUGGAGACAUCCAUGAAAGAUCUUCACAUCCGAGAAGAUGAAAAAGGAAACACAGUGAUUGUUGGGGCCAAGGAAUGCCACGUGGAGAGUGUGGAUGAAGUAAUGAGUCUUCUAGAGAUGGGGAAUGCAGCCAGACAUACAGGUACCACCCAGAUGAAUGAGCACUCCAGUAGAUCACAUGCAAUUUUUACAAUCAGCAUUUGUCAAGUUGAGAAAACUAUGGAGGCAUCAGAAGAUGGAUCAUGGUAUUCCCAUCGGCAUAUUAUCUCAAAGUUCCAUUUUGUAGAUUUGGCUGGAUCGGAAAGAGUAACCAAAACAGGGAAUACUGGUGAACGGUUCAAAGAAUCCAUUCAGAUCAACAGUGGGUUGCUGGCUUUAGGAAAUGUAAUAAGGGCCCUUGGGGACCCACGUAGGAAGAGUUCACAUAUUCCAUACAGGGAUGCUAAAAUUACUCGGCUUUUGAAAGAUUCCCUGGGAGGCAGUGCCAAGACUGUCAUGAUAACGUGUGUCAGUCCAUCUUCCUUGGAUUUUGAUGAGUCCUUAAAUUCUCUGAAAUAUGCCAACAGAGCACGGAAUAUUAGAAACAAACCCACUUUAAACUUUAGCCCUGAAUCAGACCGUAUAGAUGAAAUGGAAUUUGAGAUUAAAUUGCUUCGAGAAGCAUUGCAAAGCCAUCAGAGUAGUAUCAGCCAAACUAGCCAGAUCCCGCGAGAGGGCAAUCCUGAUAAAAACAGGAUCCAUUCUCUUGAGGAGCAAGUAACUCAGUUAAAAGGAGAAUGCCUGGGUUACCAAAAUUGUGUAGAGGAAGCCUUUACCUUCCUGAUGGACUUAAAAGAUGCAGUCAGACUAAACCAAAAGCAGCAACACAAAUUGCAGGACUGGUUUAACAUGACUCAGGAGGUCAGAAAGGCUGUCCUCACCUCAUUUCAAGAAAACCAAGGAAUUGGAAACCUGGAAGGAGGACCACAGCAUAUCACAGUUCUCCAGCUGAAGAGAGAGCUUAAAAAAUAUCAGUGUGCUCUUGCUGCUGAUGAAGUAGUAUUUAAUCAGAAGGAACUGGAGGUGAAGGAACUAAAGGAUCAAGUGCAAAUGAUGGUACAGGAAAACAAAGGACAUGUUGUUUCUUUGAAAGAAGCUCAAAAAGUGAAUAGGUUACAGAAUGAAAAAAUAGUAGAACAGCAGCUUCUUGUGGAUCAACUGAGUGAAGAACUAACAAAACUUAACCUGUCGAUGACUAAAGAAAGUUGUGGAGAUGGGCCUGAUGCCAGGAUCCCUGAAAAAAGACCAUAUACUGUACCAUUUGAUACUCGUUUGGGGCAUUAUAUUUAUAUUCCAUCAAGACAAGAUUCCAGGAAGGUCUAUACAAGCUCUCCUACAUACUCUCUGGAUCAAAUAUUUGCUGGAUUUCGAACACGAAGUGAGAUGCUGUUGGGCCAUAUAGAAGAACAAGAUGAAGUCCUUCACUGCCAAUUUUCUGAUGACAGUGAUGAUGAAGAAUCAGAAGGUCAAGAGAAAUGUAGAGCUAGGUGUAGAAGUCAUCCGUGGAUUAAAAAGCCAAGUUCUGUUUGUUCUCUUGUCGAGUUGAAUGAUACUCAGGAUGAAGCACAAAAGUCAAGUUUGGGAAGUAAAGAUUUAAAGAUUGAAUAUCUCCGGGAGAGUCAAGAGUUGAAUUUGCAAAAAUUAAAGAAAUCAGAACUCAUACUUAAUGAAGCUAAACAAAAAAUGAGAGAACUUACAAUUAACAUCAAGAUGAAGGAAGAUCUGAUUAAAGAAUUAAUAAAAACAGGUAACGAUGCCAAGUCUGUAAGCAAACAGUAUUCUCUGAAAGUAACAAAACUAGAACAUGAAGCAGAACAGGCAAAAGUGGAAUUAAAUGAAACACAAAAGCAGCUACAGGAACUGGAAAACAAAGAUCUUUCUGAUGUUGCUUUGAAGGUAAAGUUACAGAAAGAGUUCCGUAAAAAGAUGGAUGCAGCAAAGCUAAGAGUCCAGAUCUUACAGAAGAAGCAACAGGAUAGUAGGAAAUUAGCAUCACUGUCAAUCCAAAAUGAGAAACGUGCUAAUGAACUAGAACAGAAUAUAGAUCACAUGAAAUAUCAAAAGGUAAAGCUGCAAAAAAGACUUCGAGAAGAAAAUGAAAAAAAGAAGCAGCUGGAUGCAGAAAUUAAGCGGGAUCAACAAAAAAUCAAAGAACUACAGUUAAAAACAGAACAGGAAGAAAGUCUAAAACCGAAAGUUGAGGACUUUGAUGCAUUUCACUUGAAAAGGAGAAAAGGUUCUUUUGGAAGUAUAGACCAACUCCAGAAAUUGGAUGAACAAAAGAAAUGGUUAGAUGAAGAAGUAGAGAAAGUUCUGAACCAACGCCAAGUAUUAGAAGAGCUAGAAGAAGACUUAAAGAAAUGGGAAGCCAUAGUUUCUAAGAAGGAGGCCCUACUACAGGAAAAGAGCCUCCUGGAAAAUAAGAAGUUGAGAUCUAGUCAGGCCUUAAACACAGAUAGUUUGAAAAUAUCAAGUCGCUUGAAUUUGUUGGACCAAGAGUUGUGUGAAAAGAGUAUUCAACUCCAGAGCAGCUCAGCUGAGGAGAAAAUAAGGAUUUCAGAACAAGUUCAAGCCCUCCAGAAAGAAAAGGAUCAGCUCCAGAGUGGAAGAAACAUUGUGGAUGAAAAAGUUAAAAAUGGUAGAGUGCUAUCACCCGACGAAGAACAUGUUCUUUUCCAGCUUGAAGAAGGGAUUGAAGCUUUGGAAGCUGCAAUCGAAUACAAGAAUGAAAGUAUCCGGAGUCACCAGAAUUUGCUUAGAGCAUCACUCCAAAAUCUUUCUCAUAGUGAAGCAAAUGUUUUGGAAAAAUUAACUUGCCUGAAUCCUGUUGAUAUUAGAGCUAUUCUUUUCAGAUAUUUCAAUAAGGUGGUUAAUUUGCGAGAAGCUGAACGAAAACAACAGUUACAGAAUGAAGAAAUUAAAAUGAAGGUUCUGGAACGGGAUAAUAUGGUUCGUGAGUUGGAAUCUGCAUUGGAACAUCUGAAAUUGCAAUGUGACCGGAGACUGACGCUCCAGCAAAAGGAACAUGAGCAAAAGGUGCAACUGCUAUUACGUCAUUUCAAAGAACAAGAUGGAGAAAGCAUUAUAGAAACUUAUAAAACAUAUGAAGAUAAAAUCCAGCAAUUGGAAAAAGAUCUUUAUUUCUAUAAGAAAACCAGCAGGGAUCUUAAGAAGAAACUUAAAGAACUGACACGGGAAGCAUUUCAAUGGCAACUAGCAUUUUCAGAACAUCAUGAUGCUGGAGAUGGAGUCCUGAACCCUGAAGAGGCAGGUGUGAUUUCAGAAGAAUUUAAAUGGGCAUCCAGAACUGAAAGUAUGAAAUUAAGUGCAAGAGAAAGAGAAGUAAACAGUUCUUCAAGCAAUUUAAGAACACAACCAAAUUCCCAAAAACUUUGGGAAGAUGCCCCAGAGUUACCUUCUAUUUUUAGCUCUUUAGCACCGUCUAGUGGGCAACUGUUAAGCAAUGAGGAUAAAACAGAAACAGAUGAAUAUCAGUUUACAAAAUCUCACAGUAGAUCAUCAUCCCAAAUUCAGCCAGUGGGAAAUGUGGAACAGCUUCAUGGUAUCACACCUGUAAAAUUGUGUCGUAAAGAAUUACGUCAGAUUUCUGCCUUGGAACUAUCAUUACGAUGUUCCAGUCUUGGAGUUGGGGUUGGAUCAAUGACUGCUGAUUCCAUUGAAGUGUCUAGGAAACCUAGUGACUUAAAAACUUAGUCAUCUAACGAUAGACAUUUUAAUAUAGUAGAUAUGUAAAAAGAUUCCUUUCUCUAACUUGUUAAAAGUAAAGCUCAAGCUCAUUAGUUCUUCUCCAGAUAAAGGAAGAAUGGGAGGAUUGUAUAUUUUGGGGAGUUUUAAUUUACAUUUCCACAAUAAUUAAAUAAACACAUUUUACAAUACUUGAUAACACUUAAAUAUUCCCACUUACAAAUAUACUUAAAUUUUUUUCAGGCAUAUUUUAUUUGUUUUUUAUUUUCCAGGUAUAUUGGAAGAACAAAACUAAUAAUAGAUUAAAUUAUCCUUCAAAUGUAUGCUAUUAUAUAAUAUAAAAGUGUAUUAUAAACAUGUUAUGAUACAAUAAUCCUUAAUAUAUUAAUAUAAAAAUAUAUUGCUGUUUUUAAAAGAUCCAGAUAAAUAUUUCUUGUGUUAGAGAGGGAGUUACCUGCUGCAUAUGUUUUGGCACAGAUGAAGUUUUUUUUGCCAAAAAUACAGUCUGUAGGCUAAGACAACCUGCCAGGUUUAUGGACUAAAGUUGAUUUUAGUGUCAGAGCCCACAGAAGUUAGGUGAUUAGUCUUGAUUUUUUAAAAACAAUCUCUGUUCUUUUUCUAGAAUUGUUGUCUGUUUAUAGUGUUAUAUUAUUGGUUUGCUAAUAUAAUGAAAUGUAAAUUUUCAUCUUUCUCCUGCCAUGUGCAUUUGACAUGUCUUUUGUUUAUGCUACCAAAAUUGGGAGAAAAGAUAGUUACAUGGAAGAGAGAAACAAUGAUAGAAGAAUACAAAAACAUUUAUUUCAGCACUUUCAGGAAAAGAACAUUGAUUGUGACAUAUCUAGUAACAUGGAGGCUGUUUUGGAAAGCCUGAAAUGUAGUCAAAGGAUCAUUAGCUAAUUAUCUGAUGGGAUUCAGUCUGAGACUUUUCUCUACAACCUACUUCAUCAGGAGUUUCAAACAGGCAGACCAAACAACGUUGGGACUCUAAAUUUGUAAAUGAAAUUUUUGCUGCAU